Molecule: messenger RNA, 3272 nt
Organism: Dicrocoelium dendriticum
Lineage: Eukaryota; Metazoa; Platyhelminthes; Trematoda; Plagiorchiida; Dicrocoeliidae
Source: the annotation of a GenBank genome assembly
GGCACGUGUUACGUAUGCCUGGUCAUUGCUUAACUAGAAGAGUCUUGUUUAGUCUGCAAGAGGUAGGAUGGGGCAAUACUCAAGGUGGACAGAAGUGGACCUUGCAGCGGGAAAUGAAGUUACUGACGAACAAACUCCGUCAGGACAUGGCUCGCAACCGACAUUAGCGGCGCCUCUGCUGCUGUCUCCGAGUCGGAGUGCCUGUUUAAAGUGUGUUUCGUGCUGAGUUAUCUUAUGGUAAUGGCUGAUUACGACGCGGGGCAGUGAAAGCCGCAAGGAAGCUGUCUCCCCGAUGCCGCCUUAUGCACGAUAGCCAGCUGUUUGUGACGGUAUGCUUUUGCACAAAGUGUAGGCGCCUUGACCCCGAAUGAUUGCUUAGGGCAUUAAGGUUUUCAAGUAAGUCCCCCUUCUCUCCCUCUUAUUAUGCUGUAUUCCAUAGGCCAUCACGGUUGUAUGGCAGUGAAGCAGCAGUUAAAAGGCUGAUGUACGGUUGUUGUUGUUGUUGCUGUUGUUGUUGUUGUUGUCGAUUGACCUCCAACUGUAUUCAGUGAGCGCUUACUCAAUCCGAAUGAGGGAAAAUCAAACGCAAAUCAAUCGAGAAAGGUAUUCCCGACGUCCUUAGGAAGAAGGUAUUCAUCAAGCUGGCAUUUAAAGGGGACCAAAAUAAUAUGCGAUUCCGAUAUCAUCUCCGCCAAACAAUGUCUUCAAUUCCUCAAACUCCAACCACGUCUUGCAUCGGCCGUCCCGCAGAUUAUCAAGGGUCACCUUAUCUGCCGCUAUAGCACAGCCGAUAAGCGAAAACAUGUUGCUGUUGGCGACGCUCGUCUUUUCUAUCUGCUUCUUUUAUCUUCUCUUGACUUCGCUUCCUUCUGUAAUUCCCAACUUAAUAGAAAACAGCCGCGAGGUCACUGGAAUCUUACGAUCUGCAACUGUCUACUCGCACCACCCACUGGGCGCCAAUCACAAACAGCUCUUUAUAAGCACACACUGACCCGUUUCUCUGGCGGCGUUCAACACUCGCACUAUAAGACAAAUAGGUCAGCAAGCUGCAAACGCACGCACGUUGGACAUACUUGGUAUUGACCUGUGUGGUGUGUCCGGAACUAGGAGCAAUGACCCUCAUGGGGUGUUGAAUUAACUGCUCCCCACUUGGCAUCUCACUAUUGGUUGCACGCAAUCGGAGAAUCUAAUGUGGCACUCAACGGUCAAGCUUGGGUGGGCAAAGUUCUCCGCUCCAAGGAUGAGUCAACGUUCACUGAUUGGACUCCAGUUAACAGCCGUUUGAGUGCAGCCCGUUAGACGACAUCAACUAAGCUCGAUCCACGAAGCAGUAUUAGACAAUGUCUGUUGGUGGUUACCGUUUCUGCCCCCAACGACUGCAGUUCGGACGUUGCCAAGGACCCAUUCUAGCAAGAAUUGAACACGCAAGUACGCAAGGUUACCAGUUCAGACAUCGUUGUUGUUGCAGGGGAUAUGAAUGCGAAAGCAAGUCGUCUGAGCUUUUCAGAAGCUCAGCUAAGUAAUGAGUAUGCACUUGCCAGCGACGGGGAGGACAACGACGAGCGUCUGUUACAGCUGUGUGCGGAGCGCCAGCAAUUUCUUACCGGCACCGCUUUGAGACAUAGUGGGGAUCGAAGUGCCACUUAAGGACCACCGGAAGCCGGCCAGAGAUGGAGUCAAAAUAGAUCACGUUGCCAUAAGUUACAGGUGGCAUGGUUCCUUCCUGGAUUGUUGUACGUUUUGGAAUACUUAUGUCGACUCUGAUGAUGCCUCGGCAAUCUGUAGUAUUUCCAUGAACUUUACGGGGAGGCGUACCAAGCGUCACCAGUGAGUGGCUAUCGAGAAGCUAUCUCACUCCUCAAUCAAGCAGACCUACCAGGAUGCUCCGCGUAAGGAACUUUUGCAUUCUCGUCUUAAGGACACUGAGCUUCAAUGGAACAAGAUCUCGACCGCAGUGCAGGAUACGGUAGCCUCUGCUUGAAGCGCUAUCAACUGCACCAGUCACUGGAUAUCCGAGAGGUCGGUGAACCUGUUGGAAUGCAGAAUACUCCCGAUAGGUUUCUGAGCACAUGAAACUAGGCGGAUUACUAGGCGCGGACUAAAGGGGAGCCUGCGUGCUGAGAAGAAACUGAGGUGAACUAGUAGGCCUCAAGAAAUGGAGGAGGCGGGAGCAGUAAGCAAUUACCGCAAGAUCUUCCAACAGAUCCGCACCACUGGUCCCAGAAAACCAGGCGUCAAAGAGACAAACAGAAUCAGCGCAGGUGCACUGAUUCACAAUAAGGAGUACCGUAUGGCUCGUUGGCAAGAGUACUUUCAAGAUCAGUUCGGUUCAUCUGCUUCCGGAUCUCUUCUUAUUCAGGUGUUGCAAGAUGAGGUAUGGUCGGUUAGUUUAGAUGCGCUAACAGAGGAUGAAGUCUGAAACACGAUAACAGACGUUAAUCGCUUUCCUGUUGCCAGUGCGGAUGCCCUCGCACUUGCACUAUUUAAGGAUGGUCCAGUGGCGGAUUUGUACACCAUCGGGCGCGUCCCCAGGUUGCGGACUGGAAAAUGCCUACCUUGUGGAGGCAACGGCGAAUAAGUCUCGUUUGCCGUGCGGGCGAGGUGAAUAAGGAAUCGUGGACAAUCAGUGGCAGCGUCUCAGAGCGUGGAGAGUUCUGGGCUGGUCACCUGGUUUUCCAUGUAAUGCCAUAAGAGCUCCUACGGUGCUGUGUCAAAGCUCGUGUGACCAGAUAGAGUGUCACUGACCACUCACUUCUGUAACCAGAGGGCGGAUGAACGGUCUUGCUGGCCACCCGCUUCUCUGUGGACUGUUACCGAACACAAAGCGAACGAGCCACCUGGCUGUCCACGGUCUUUGUAUUCGGCAAUAAGCGUGAAUCGCCCUGCUGCCUUGCGGGUCAGGUCUUAAUGACCGAAGGCUCGGGAUGUGGUCCCUUAAGUCAACGCACUUCCUCGGCCUGAGCAACCGGGAAUAUCUCUGUCUACAUAACACAUAAAACUAUUAAACGUUAUUAACCUUUUCACUGAGUAUUUGUAUUUUCCAUUUUUGUUGUUGUUAGCUAGGUGUUGUGGUACUACCAAUAGUAUAUUGAUCAAGUGUUGAGUAAUAAUAACUUAAGGAUGAUGGUGAAGUUCUAUGCAAUACACUGACCUUCCUGUCCAAACAAGUCCGGAAGGAAGAAAAGAUCCCAGCUAAUUUAAGUGAAUCAAUUAUAGUGGCAAUAUAUGAGAAGGUCAGUCAUACUGAAUGUGCCAACCACAGGGGUAGUAGC